Molecule: messenger RNA, 246 nt
Organism: Opisthorchis viverrini
Lineage: Eukaryota; Metazoa; Platyhelminthes; Trematoda; Opisthorchiida; Opisthorchiidae
Exons: 2
Coding region: 1-246 (81 amino acids)
Source: RefSeq, a predicted model, not a curated record
AUGCUAUUUUAUCUAGAACGAAUACGGUUCAAGGAAGUGGACAUCGGACUCAACUGCAUUCGUCUCAUUAGGAAAUUUUUGGAGGUUGGCACGCCGAAGAACGCCAAAAUAUGCUACAGUGCGAUUUUGUGCUUUAUGUCUCGUAAACCGGCAGAAAAUCCAAAUCGGCGAUGGUCAACGACCUUGGAAUUUCGCUCACUUAAACAAAGUGCUACGUGCAACAUGUCACGGGAAGGUGCUAAUUGA